CACUCGGGAGUAUGGGCUUUAAUCGUGCUUGUGAAGACGUGUAGGUGAAGCAGGCGUAUUGUGAAGGUGCACGUUUGCGGUUGUGUGUGUAGCUGCCUUUAUAGCCGUAUGCACGGGUGCUUUGACAGCUCAUCUAAUACUGAUGCUGUUAGCUCUCUGCUAACUAACUAGCAGCCGGCCUGCGCAGGGACCUCACAGUUUCCUGGGACGAGGGAUCCUGUAGGUGGCGAGGAAGGUUAAAAAAACACCCCCGAAAACGACCGAUUCUGCCAGGUCUGCUGUAUAAAGGUUGUCUACCACAUGAAGCCCAAUGGAAAGUUUUCGUUUUCGGUUUUGAUAAUUUUUUUUUUGUACAGAACUUGUUUUCUUUUUUUCUAUAUAUCCCCCAAUGUCAAAGUACCGAUGUGCAGCCCGUCGUGGUAGCAACUUCGGCACUAUCGGGCGUUAAAGAGUGCAGCUAGCGCCGCUGAGGUGUUAAUGUCCCCCUGCAGAAAAUCAAACGCGAGUAGCUGUAACAUCCCCCCCGGGGGCUCAGCAGACGUGCCGGCUUGCCUUUGACUUUUUGUCGCCGUUGUCACCCAUGUCAUUGUUCCCCGCAUUCACGGUUUGACUUGGCGGCGUUUGUUUCGUUUCGACUCCAGUCAACCUUGAGUCUUUAGUUCGCCAAACCUCCGAGGAAAUACCCCCAUGCCGGUGAUGGUUGACCAGCCGCCGGCUUUUCGCUGAAGGGUAAUAAGUCAAGCUAGUUUAAGUUUGUUGGCGGGACCGUUGUCACGGUAAUGUCGACGGAUGUUCGUUUUUAGCUGCCAGAUAUUUCGGGUGACAGCGCUUUACGCGACUGCAGCUCGGCAGCCUUUCACAACGUCCCCGUCCGACUGACUGGUUAUUAAUCCCAAAAGCCUCAUACGCUGAUUGGAAUAGCGGACUUUCUUGGUCUUAAACUGUGUUUUUUAACCGGGCUAUCUAAGAUGAGCAGGCUGAUGCUGGUGGCGCUGACGUUAGCGGUGGAGAGUAUCGACAGGCGGCCGGCGAGCGAUAAAUCGAGCACUUAAAAUCCACCUUGGGAGGGGGGGUGUGGGGGGAAAUAAACAUUUACACAAGCGAAACAAUGAAAUACUUUUCAUUGUUUUAUACACUUUUCUAUUCGUGCAUACGUAAUUAGUUAAUACUGGACACGUGGCAAAAUGUCUUAAUAGGACUUCUGUUGAGCCAAAGACGGGAUGUCUUUGUGCGAGGAUACUGUAAGCAGGAAGCUCUUUGUGGGUGGCUUGGACUGGAGUACCACACAGGAGACAUUACGGAACUAUUUCUCUCAGUAUGGGGAAGUAGUUGACUGUGUCAUAAUGAAAGACAAAACUACAAAUCAGUCACGGGGUUUCGGGUUUGUCAAGUUUAAGGACCCAAACUGCGUGCGGACCGUGCUGGAGACGAAGCCUCAUAACCUGGAUGGCAGAAACAUUGACCCAAAGCCAUGCACCCCCCGAGGAAUGCAACCCGAAAAGACGCGCUCAAAGGACGGCUGGAAAGGUAGCAAAGCUGACAGCAAUAAAUCUAAGAAAAUCUUUGUGGGUGGAAUUCCUCACAACUGUGGUGAACCUGAACUCAGGGACUAUUUCAGUAGAUUUGGAGUGGUUACAGAAGUAGUAAUGAUCUAUGACGCGGAGAAACAAAGACCUCGAGGUUUUGGAUUUAUUACUUUCGAGGCCGAACAAUCAGUGGACCAGGCUGUCAACAUGCAUUUUCACGACAUCAUGGGCAAAAAAGUUGAGGUGAAGAAGGCUGAACCUCGUGACAGCAAAGUCCCUGGCCUUGGACAGCCUGGAGCUGGCCAAUGGGGGCCCAGGGGUAUCCUAACCACAGCCAAUGGCUGGGCGGCCCAGCCGGCCCAGGGCUGGCAGCAGAGUUAUGGGCCUCAGGGAGUUUGGGUGUCCACGGGCCAGCCGAUUGGUGGCUACGCUCCGCCGCUCCCCACCGGUCGAGGGGCCCCUGCACAGCCUCCUUCCCCAUUCAACGCAUUCCUGGUGACGGCGACGCCCGCGGGGGGCUUUGGGGCACCGCAGGGAUACCCCCAGCAGGGGUAUGGCACCCCACCUCAGUUUGGGUACAGUUUUGGUGCGCCUCAAGGUGACCAGUUUGCCCCUCAAGGAGUCCCGCCCCCCCCAACCACCCCAGUGGCCGGCCCUCUGGGGUUUGCCCCCACCAGCACCCCAACUCAGGACCUGAGCAAAGCCCCAGCGGGGCAGCCUGACUUCCCGUACAGUCAGUAUGGCCUGGGUCACUAUCCUCAGGACCCCUCUGCCUACGGACCAACGCGUCCUUCUCACAGUUAUGGUCAGGAUGAGCAGGGAUAUAGUGCAGGCUAUGGCCAGGACCUGAGUGGGUUUGGACAGAGCUUCACUGACCCCAGCCAGCCAACAGCCUCAUACGGGGCACCUUCAGCACAACCCUCAGCGGGUCCCCCGUCCACGGCCAGCAGCUUCGGCCGAGGGCAGAAUCACAACGUUCAGGGCUUCCAUCCUUAUCGACGCUGAGUGCGCAUGGUGUCGCAACACAAGGUAUAAAUGUCAGGGAAAUAUACUAUAUGUAAGGUGACUGUGCGUUCUGUUCACAGAUAAAUCUGGAUUUAGGUGUUUCUCUGAAUGCUCACACAGAUAAAACUGGAUUUCGGUGUGUUUCUCUGAAUGCUCACACUGGCAAAAACACUUAAGUUCAGGGUGUUUCCUUUUUUUUAAUCACAAAUUGAUGUUAAUGAACAUAAUUUUGAAAAUGACAAAAAAGAAAAUGUUUGUUGGUCUUUUCCAAAAUGUUCAUGGAAGACCGAACUCUUUUGCAAUGGAUUUUUGACUGUCUGGUCAAACUUCAGCACAGAAAGGAUGUACCAGAUAUAAGAAUGACAACAGGGUAUCAUGGCUCUUUGCAGCUUUAAUUAUAGAAAGAAAAGAGGAGAAUAACUUAAGCUUUUGUUUUUCAUUUGUGAAUUUAUUUACAUCCAGACCUAUUCAAGAAAAUAUAAAUAUAAAUAUAUAUUAUAAAUGAACUGUGCAAUUUUUUAAGCGAAUUUUGUACUAUGAAAUGUAUGCUUUUUUUUUUUAUUUAUUUAAAGAUGUAGACUUUCCUCAGGUGGCUGUUUAAGUGCAUUUGUCACUUUUACAAAUAGAUAUUAAAAGGAACCCCCUUUUUAAAAUAAAAAAGUUUUAAAAUA
Molecule: messenger RNA, 3202 nt
Organism: Brienomyrus brachyistius
Lineage: Eukaryota; Metazoa; Chordata; Actinopteri; Osteoglossiformes; Mormyridae
Gene: dazap1
Product: DAZ associated protein 1
Exons: 13
Coding region: 1221-2531 (436 amino acids)
Cellular component (GO): cytoplasm
Molecular function (GO): RNA binding
Source: RefSeq, a predicted model, not a curated record